AUGUCCAAAUCACUCAUUAAGGGAGCCUUGGAUAUCGAUCCUUGGUUGGAACCAUACUCCAACCAGCUCAUCAGCCGCCAGUUGCAAUACCGUCAAUGGCUCGAGACAUUGGAAAAAACUGAGGGUUCCUUAGCCAAGUUUGCUUCUUCAUACGAACGGUAUGGCCUUCACGCCAACACGGAUACUAAGGAGGUUACCAUCACCGAGUACAUCCCUGACGUACAGCUGGUAUCGCUUGUGGGUGACUUCAACGGCUGGGACGUGGAAAGGCACCAAUUGCAAAAGGUGAACGACUUUGGAUUAUGGAGUCUCACUAUUCCUCCAGUGAAGGAGGACUUUGCCGUUCCUCACGAUUCAAAGUACAAAAUCUCGAUGGUGACUCGCACUGGAGAGCGCAUUUACCGAUUGGAUCCUUGGGUCAGAAGAGCAACAUUCAACAAGGAAACAACGACUUACGAGGGAAGAUUUUGGAAUCCUUCUCUGACCUACACUUUCAAACAAAAAAGACCUGAGCUAAACGAUGUGGAGGGGUUGAAGGUCUACGAGGCGCACGUUGGUAUCUCGUCUCCAGAGCCUAAGAUCGCAAGCUACAAGGAGUUCACCAAGAACACCUUGCCCAUUAUUCAUAAGCUUGGCUAUAACACCAUCCAAUUGAUGGCUGUCAUGGAGCAUGCCUACUACGCCAGUUUCGGUUAUCAGGUGACUAACUUCUUCGCCAUCUCCUCCAGAUACGGUACCCCUGAGGAGCUCAAGGAACUCAUUGAUGAGGCCCACCGGUUGGGUAUCAGAGUUCUUCUUGAUGUUGUUCACUCUCAUAGCUCCAAAAAUGUUGAAGACGGUUUGAAUAAUUUCAAUGGGACCGAUCACUACUUAUUCCACGGUGGUGCCAAAGGAAACCACGACUUGUGGGAUUCGAGAUUGUUUAAUUACUCCAAUUAUGAGACAUUGCGUUUCUUGUUGUCGAACUUGAAGUUUUACAUCGAUGUUUACAAGUUUGAUGGCUUCCGUUUUGAUGGCGUCACCUCUAUGUUGUACAAGCAUCACGGUUUGAGUUACGGCUUCAGCGGUGAUUACAACGAGUACUUCAAUUCAGACUUGGUCGAUGAAGAUGCUAUUACCUACCUCAUGCUCGGACGUCGCUUGCUUGAUGAGAUAAAGGAUAAUGACGGUCCUGCCAACUUCACAACCAUUGCCGAGGAUGUGAGUGGUAUGCCCACAUUGUGUUUGCCGAUCUCUGCGGGCGGUAUUGGAUUUGACUACAGAUUGUCUAUGGCUAUCCCGGAUAUGUGGAUCAAGAUUUUGAAGCACUUACUGGACGACGAGUGGGACAUUGGCAACAUUGUUUUUACAUUAACUAAUAGAAGACACGGAGAGAAGUGUAUCGCUUACUGCGAGUCUCACGACCAGGCCUUGGUUGGCGAUAAAACGAUAGCAUUCUGGCUCAUGGAUAAGGAAAUGUACACUAACAUGUCUGUUCUCUCACCGAUGACAGAAACUAUAAGCAGAGGACUUGCUUUACACAAAAUGAUUCGUUUGGUUACAUUCGCCUUGGGUGGUGAAGGCUACUUAAACUUUGAGGGUAACGAAUUCGGCCAUCCAGAAUGGUUAGACUUCCCUAGAGAGGGUAAUAAUGAUUCUUAUCAUUACGCGAGACGUCAAUUCAACUUGAUUAACGACGAUCUUUUGCGUUACAAAUUCUUAUUUCAUUUCGAUUCUGCCAUGCUCAAGCUUGACACCGAAUACGGUGUCUUGUUGACCCCUCAGGCUUAUGUGUCUUUGAAACAUGAAAUUGAUAAAGUUUUGGUCUUCGAAAGAAAUGGCCUCCUAUUCAUUUUCAACUUCCACCCAACUCAAUCCUACCCCGACUACAAAGUUGGCGUAGAAGCUGCUGGGGACUAUCAAAUUGUGCUUGACUCGGAUGCUGAGGAAUUCGGGGGUUUUGGGAGAAUCAAAGACACAAACGAAAAAGGAGAAAAACUCAACUUCGUAACUCUGCCAGAGCAGUGGAACAAUAGAUCUAACGCUUUAUUCAUCUAUAUCCCUUCUAGAACUGCCAUAGUGUUACAAUUGAAGAACAAAAUUAGGGCGUGA
Molecule: messenger RNA, 2091 nt
Organism: Candidozyma auris
Lineage: Eukaryota; Fungi; Ascomycota; Pichiomycetes; Serinales; Metschnikowiaceae
Gene: GLC3
Product: 1,4-alpha-glucan branching enzyme
Exons: 1
Coding region: 1-2091 (696 amino acids)
Biological process (GO): glycogen biosynthetic process
Cellular component (GO): cytoplasm
Molecular function (GO): hydrolase activity, hydrolyzing O-glycosyl compounds; cation binding; 1,4-alpha-glucan branching enzyme activity
Source: RefSeq, a predicted model, not a curated record